CUCAACUCCGUGCAUGUUUCAUAGACAGAAACACAUCUAACACACAAAAGCCGUAGACAGAUUUCCAUUAACCCAAGGCCUCAUAUAUCUCUUGAACCUCUAGAAACUCACAUACCAACAGAUAAAACCCUAGCUCUUCAAUCCCAUCCACCAAUCUUCACAGGACGCGUGUCCAGCACCCAACUGUCCCUUUCCUCUCCCUCCUCCUCCUCCUCCUCUUCCUCAUCCUCCUCCUCCCUGAAGCUCCUUCUUUUCCCCCACAUAUUUCCAAUAAUCACAGCCAUGAAAACUGAAGUUAGAGGAAGCACCACCUCCAUUUCUCUACAAAAUCCUACUACUAUCUUCAACACCUCUCAGGGCCCUUCGCUGACCGGCGCACUCAAAGGUUGUCUUGGAAGCCUUGACGGAGCAUGUAUAGAGAAGCUCUUACUUCACUGUGCAAGUGCCCUAGAGAGCAACGAUGUAACCUUGGCCCAACAAGUGAUGUGGGUGCUCAAUAAUGUUGCUUCUUCUGUUGGUGACCCUAACCAAAGGUUGACCUCAUGGAUCUUGAGGGCAUUGAUUUCAAGAGCCUCCAAGGUUUGCCCUACACCUAUGAAUUUCAAUGGAAGCACUAGUAGUAGUACGAUCCCAACUAGGUUGAUGUCGGUGACCGAGCUAGCCGGGUAUGUUGAUCUAAUCCCAUGGCAUCGUUUUGGAUAUUGUGCAUCAAAUAGUGCUAUUUUUAAGGCAAUUCAAGGGUGCCCAAAAGUCCAUAUCUUAGAUUUUAGCAUCACUCAUUGUAUGCAAUGGCCUACUUUAAUAGAUGCAUUAGCCAAAAGGCCUGAGGGGCCUCCUUUGCUUCGAGUCACUGUUCCCAAUUGGAGGCCACAAGUUCCUCCUUUGCUCAAUGUGUCAAGCGAAGAAGUUGGUCUUCGUUUGGGGAAUUUCUCUAGGUUUAGAGAUGUCCCUUUUGAAUUCAACGUGAUUGAAAACUCAUCUUCUUUGGAAUUGCUAUUGAGUACUCAAUUAAAUCCUUCUCCCCUAGACCUCCGGGAUGAUGAGGUUUUGGUUGUAAAUUGUCAAAAUUGGUUGCGCUAUCUCUCCGAUGACCCACGUGGCGGUAGCCCGAGUCAUCAAGAUGGCUCUAUGCGCAACACUUUCCUUAACAUGAUUAGAUCCCUUAACCCUAGGAUCAUAGUUGUGGUGGAUGAAGAUUCUGAUCUUAGUGCACCAAGUCUUAGCUCAAGAAUAACCACUUGCUUUAAUUACAUGUGGAUACCCUUUGACUCCUUGGAGACUUUCUUGCCCAAAGACAGCGCCCAAAGGAUGGAUUAUGAAUCUGAUGUUGGUCACAAAAUUGAAAACAUUAUUGGAUUUGAAGGGCACCAAAGAAUAGAGAGGUUAGAGACAGGCGUUGCAAUGUCACAAAGAAUAAGGAACGUUGGUUUCUUAAGCGCCCCGUUUUGUGAAGAGACUGUAAAGGAAGUGAAGGGCUUGCUAGAUGAACAUGCUAGUGGUUGGGGCAUGAAGCGUGAAGAAGAUAUGUUGGUGCUCACUUGGAAAGGGCACAACUCAGUUUUUGCCACAGCUUGGGUUGCAAAUGGGCCAAAUCCAAAUGGGUUGUUAAUGGAGGAUUAAUUGGCUUGAAAAAAGAAAAAAAAAAGUUGUUCAUGCAGAGUGAAGUUAUGAAUUUGGACCUACCAUAUGGGGAUUGGGGGGAGUGAUCCAGGUGAUCGAGAGGCAAUGACAAAAGCUUAUCUGGUUGCUUUUUUCUCUUCGUCAAAAAGCUGCAAAUGAGCACCAGACAAAAAGGAAAACGGCAGGCAUUUUGUGGAAAAAUGAUUUUUUCACGAGCACUUUGUAUUGAAGCUAUAGCUGCUGUGAUCCAUCACAUGAAAGGCAAGAAAGAGGAGAGAGAGUGAGAAUGGAUAUAUUGUUGUCUGCUGUUUUUGUAUGGGACAAAGUCUAUAGUACUUUAAUGUUUUUCCCAUCUGUACGUACGUGCAGGCUUUUGUUCCAUGAUCAGUUCUGUGAAAUUUAACUUUUGUUUAGCCUUUUCUUUAAUCAUAAGAGUAACUAUUCCCUUAA
Molecule: messenger RNA, 2070 nt
Organism: Prunus avium (sweet cherry)
Lineage: Eukaryota; Viridiplantae; Streptophyta; Magnoliopsida; Rosales; Rosaceae
Source: RefSeq, a predicted model, not a curated record